AUAGAUUUGUGCAACCUGGAUCGAUUAAUAGUGAGCGUAAUGCAUUUGAGGUGGAUAUGUCUCGCGCUAGUUUUUCAUCUAAUAGAAGGCAAUCAGUUACCUCCUGAUGUUCAAAAGUGUCGUUAUGGGGAUGAGAAGUGCCUCCUGCGGACCAGUAAUGCCCUGAUCAAGCGGUAUGGAAAAGUAGGACUUCCGGAAAUCUCACUGCCACCAUUGAAUGCCUUGAAAGUAAAAAACGGCAAACUUGGAGGAGGUGAUCCCAAUGGACCUCUCUGGUCUAAGUGGAUCCUGUCAGACCACUGGGCUUAUGGCAUCGAAAACUUUACCCUCUCUCGGAUCCGGGGAUUUAAUGCUGAUCCCAGCCGAUCACAGGUGGAGAUUCACGGAAGGACACCCAGCUUGCGAUCCAAACUCAAGUUCAAGUUCAUUUCUAAAUUUCUUAAUAUAUAUGUGAAUGCCUCGGGUCAGGCAGAUUCCGACUUUCAAAACUUUCGGUUCAUAGCAAAAUUCUCCUUAACACCUGUGAAGGAAGGGUACGUGAAGAUUUACAAUCUGGACUUGAGAAUUGAAAUAGAUCGUUGGAUACUAGACAUACCAAAUCUGUUUGUGAGCAAUACUGAUCUGACUGUUAUCGCCAAUCAAUGGGUAAAUAAAAAUUGGAAGGAAUACUGGGUGGACAUCGAGCCAGAAGUAACUGCUGAGAUGCGUCACGAAUUUGAUCACCGAUUAAAUGAUAUUUUCUCAGCGAUUCCCUACAAAGAUCUAUUUCUAUAGUUCAUAUACAUAUAUCUCUAUUGGAUAGUACAAAGUAUACCAUUAACAAUGUAUUAAUGAUUUAAUUAUAUGAUAUUAUUCGAUGGAUUAAUAAACGGUCUAUAAAGCUCUAGAAUACCAAAA
Messenger RNA from Drosophila ananassae, 897 nucleotides. Its product is annotated as circadian clock-controlled protein daywake. NCBI's taxonomy places the organism in Eukaryota, Metazoa, Arthropoda, Insecta, Diptera, Drosophilidae. The record is from RefSeq and is a predicted model, not a curated record. The transcript is spliced from 3 exons. Bases 40 to 774 code for a protein of 244 amino acids.